AUGAAGAGGAUUUUGAAAGAAAACAUAGACCAGCUUUUUACCAAGUUUGUGGAUGAAGGAAAAGCCACUGUACGGCUAAAAGAACCAGCUGUGGAUAUUUGUCUUAGCAAGGCAAAUGUCAGUGAGCUGAGGACUUUCCUUUAUGCAGUGAAAUUGGCUCAUCAAGGCACCAAAGAGGAAACUUUACCACUUUCUAAGCUGGUGUCACCAAAGGCCUCUGAAGUUGAAAAACCAACCAAGAUGACCAUAACAUCAAAGAAGGAUUAUCCUUUAACUCGGAAUUUCCCAUACUCUCUGGAGUAUCUCCAAGCCUCCUAUUGCAAAUUAGCUCGUAUAGAUAUGCGUAUGCUUUGCCUGAGAAGCCUUCGGAAACUGGACUUGAGCCACAAUAGUAUUAAAAAGCUCCCAGCAACUAUUGGGGACCUUGUUUGCCUUCAGGAGCUCAAUCUACAGGACAAUCACUUGGAGUCAUUCAAUGUGGCUCUGUGUAACUCCACUCUCAGAAAAUCACUUCAGUCUCUGGAUCUCAGCCAGAAUAAAAUCAAAGCGCUGCCUGCACAGUUUUGCUACUUGCAGAAACUCAUACAUUUGAAGUUAGAUGAUAAUAAUCUGAUUAGAUUGCCAUUCAAGAUUGGUCAACUGUCGCAUCUCCGCUUCUUAUCUGUGGCUCGUAAUAAACUCCCAUUUUUGCCCAGUGAAUUUGCUAAACUCUCACUUGAGAGCCUGGAUUUAUUUGGAAAUCAUUUUGAGCAGCCGAAACCACUUGUUCCGGAUAUACACUUAAAAAUACCACUGACUUUACUAGAAUAUUCUGCAAGAGCAACCAUCAAUAACAGGGUCCCAUAUGAUUGCCACAUUCUUCCUUAUCACCUUUGUGAUGAUCUUGAGAUGACAAAAACUUGUCAAUGUGGACGGGCUUGCGUGACCUGCUUCAUUCAGACAACAGUGACUAUGAAUCUGCACAGUGUAGCACACACAGUUGUUCUUGUGGAUAAUAUGGGAGGCACAGAGGCCCCCAUUCUUUGCUAUUUUUGCUCUCUCACCUGCUAUUCUCAGUUUCUGGAUAGACAUCUGCAAAGUGUGAGGUGAUCAGAUUAUAAUCUGAGAAGUUUUAUUCAGCAAAUGCUAACUUCUGUUUUGUAUUGGAAGAAAAGGAAACAAUAAUAUGCUGAAACAAGGCUUCUCAUCUGUAAACCAUCUCCUUUUUUAUUAUCUGAAAAUUGCAUAAAACAUUUAAAAACUUUAAAGUGUUAGAUAACGGUAUUAUUCCUGAUGCCAGGUGCCAGUUCCUUCCUAACUCCUGUAUAAUGCUGUGAAUGGAAUUGCUGGAGCUCACAUCCUCUCAACUGGGAAAAAAUUCCUUUUCUAUUCUUUAUUUUAGCACUAUUUUUAUAAUAAUGUUUAAUGAUUUUUUUGGGGUAAAAACAUAUUUUCAGAUAUGCUGUAAAACAUGCAGUGUUUUGAAUGCAGAAUUUGCAAUCAUUUGAAAAAUGCUUAAAUUUAUAAACCAUUCUUUGAAAAUGGAAGUGCUGAACUCAUGACAGUAUUUGAUAUUCAUUUUUAAAAAUAAAUGUACAUUUCGUGCAAUCUGUACAUGCCUAUCAAAGGAAAUUUGUUGCACCAAUGUAACCAAUCAUAUUUACAAACGUGAAUCAGAAUGGUAGUAUUUUUAAAGUUGUUUACUGUAAUUAUACUGAAUAAUUAUGUGGUUUUUAUAACACUGUAAACAAUAAUUUCCAGACAUCAGCUGAGAUUUUAAAAUCAGCAUAACAAGAUUUAUUACCAGGUCAGAUGGAAAUUCUGCUUAGAAUAAAACAGGGUGCUUUAACUACACCAUGAAUCUAGAAAUUUUUUUCCAGUCUCAGAGAAAAAUACAGAAAUUCUCUUGUUACUACAGGAAAUAAAACUUAAUACUUUUGUGGGAAGCCCCUCCCCCAAGAAUGAAAUAUUUUGGGAAAUAUUAAAAAGGCAGGAUAAAAUAUUUCCCCUAUAGAAGAAACAAAAAAAUCUUAAGAGGGGCAGAAACCAGCCUCAAGUUUCCCUGCCCCAGGCAGAAAUUGAGGCCAGCUUUUAGAAAUACAGAUUUGGUAAUCCCUUCAAAAAAACUGGGUCAAGAUGGAAACUCAAAUAAGCAAAAACAAAAGGUUGACAAAAUUAGCUCAAACAGGAUUUGCAUUUCCUCUUUUGCCUAUAGAGCCAGCUAUGAUCCCCAUAGAAAUCCAGAAGGUAUAAAAAAAUCCACCCACUCUAAACUCCAUUUUGUCAGCUGUAUUAGAACCACAAUCCUUGGUGGUUCUGUUCAUCAAUAAACGGAACCUUCCUUUCCAAUCAGCCUCCAGGCUGCAUUUUAUUUCCAGCAUCUUUCGCCCAGCUUGAAACUGAACCAGAUGGAUUUUCCUUCCAACAAUUAAAAAAUCUAGAAACCAGAAAACUGAUUUCUAGUCCCCCCCUUAGGCAAAAAAAACCCCCUACUUUGAGCCAGGGUCUCAGCACAUUUCACCUAACAAACAUAAUCUACACUAAAACCAUGGAUAUAGCUUAUGUAAAACAUCAUUGUUGGGGUACAGAUGAGCUCACAAGGAAAGACAUGAAUUGGGAGAGAGUUGACUGCUUUUCAAGAAGGGAGCAGGUAGGAAAUGAGAAAAAGUUCUCCAACUGAGAUCUUUGGUGGCCCAGACCACAUUUAUGUACUGUACACACAAUUAACUGAUUAUGGACUAUCAAGUCACUGUCAACUUUUGGGGUGAUCUGCUCCUAAUUUGGGCUUUCAGGUCUUAUACAAGUACUGUAUGGCCAACAAGUUAGGAUAGUUAGAAAACCUCACUGGAGAGAAUAAGUUGCCCAUUGUCUAUCGAAACAACGAAAGUUUGGGGAUCCCUGGUGUUCUUUGAGCUUGGAGUUUGGGAAUCCUUGGGGGUCCCUGAGAUUUGUUGUUUUGCAGCGGUUUCAUUACCCAGCUAGGCCAGGGGUCUCCAACAUUGGCAACUUUUUGGACUUCAAUUCCCAGAAUUCCACAAGUCUUAAAGUUGCCAAGUUUGGAGAUCCCUGAUCUAGGCAACAGUCCGCAAGAAAAUAACCAAGCAGAGAGCAACGAAGGAACGCCACAGUUCAAUCCAAAUAUUCUCUUCUAUUGCUUCAACAGCUUUGGUCGCAUUGGUGGAUGACCUCUGGAGGGCCAAGGAUAGGGGUUGCUCCUCUGCCCUGGUCCUGUUAGAUCUCUCAUCGGCUUUUGAUACCAUCGACCAUAGUAUCCUGCUGCACCGGUUGGAGAGUUUGGGAGUGGGAGGCACUGUUUAUCGGUGGUUCUCCUCCUAUCUCUCUGACCGGUCACAGACGGUGUUGACAGGAGGGCAGAGAUCGACCGCGAAGCGCCUUACUUGUGGGGUGCCUCGGGUCGAUUCUCUCGCCUCUCCUGUUCAACAUCUAUAUAAAGCCGUUGGGCGAGGUCAUCAGUGGCUUUGGGGUGAGUUACCAGCUUUACGCUGAUGAUACUCAGCUGUACUUUUCCACCCCGGGCCACCCCAACGAAGCUGUCGAAGUGCUGUCCCGGUGCCUGGAAGCCAUACAGGUCUGGAUGGGGAGAAACAGGCUCAAGCUCAAUCCCUCCAAGACGGAGUGGCUGUGGAUGCCGGCACCCCGGUACAGUCAGCUGCAACCGCGGCUGACUGUUGGGGGUGAGUCAUUGGCCCCAACAGAAAGGGUGCGCAACUUGGGCGUUCUCCUGGAUGGACGGCUGUCGUUUGAAGACCAGUUGGCGGCCGUCUCCAGGAGAGCCUUUUACCAGGUCCGCCUGGUUCACCAGUUGCGCCCCUUUCUUGACCGGGAUGCCUUAUGCACGGUCACUCAUGCUCGUCACUUCUCGUCUGGAUUAUUGCAAUGCUCUCUACAUGGGGCUACCCCUGAAGUGCACUCGGAGGCUUCAGUUAGUCCAGAAUGCAGCUGCGCGGGUGAUUGAGGGAGCCACACGUUGCUCCGGGGUAACACCGCUCCUGCGCAGUCUGCACUGGCUACAUGUGGUCUUUCGGGUGCGCUUCAAGGUGUUGGUUACUACCUUUAAAGCGCUCCAUGGCUUAGGAUCCGGGUACUUACGGGACUGCCGGCUGUUACCUCAUGCCUCCCACCGACCCGUACGCUCACACAGAGAGGGUCUUCUCAGGGUGCCGUCCGCCAAGCAAUGUCGGCUGGCGGCCCCCAGGGGAAGGGCCUUCUCUGUUGGAGGACCUACCCUCUGGAACGAAUUUCCCCCCCGGUUUGCGCCAAAUAUCUGACCUUCGGACCUUUCGCCGUGAAUUGAAAACGUAUUUGUUUAUCCAAGCGGUCCUGGCUUGAUUUUUAAAUGUUUAAAUUUCUGAAUUUUAAUAAUUUUAACUGGGGUAUUUUAUUAUGGGUCUAAUUCGACGGUUUUAAUUUUCGGCCAUUUAUAGAAUAUGUAUUUUAAUUGUUGUUUUAAUUUGUACAUUGUAUUGUUUUAAUUUGGCUGUACACCGCCCUGAGUCCUUCGGGAGAAGGGCGGUAUAAAAAAUUAAAUAAUAAAUAAAUAAAUAAAAUAAGUUACUUAAAAGGCCGGAAAAAUUUGGACGGCGGAAUAUUUGCUCUUUUUUGCCUCCUACCAAUUAGUUUCAUCUCGGGAACGUCGGUGCGAAGCGACUCCUUUUUCCAAGAGCGCCUCUAGCUAAACGAACAGCAAUCGUUCAGCCCUGAUUACGGCCCCUCCAGCGAA
Molecule: messenger RNA, 4720 nt
Organism: Ahaetulla prasina
Lineage: Eukaryota; Metazoa; Chordata; Lepidosauria; Squamata; Colubridae
Gene: LRR1
Product: leucine rich repeat protein 1
Molecular function (GO): protein binding
Source: RefSeq, a predicted model, not a curated record